Molecule: messenger RNA, 969 nt
Organism: Drosophila ananassae
Lineage: Eukaryota; Metazoa; Arthropoda; Insecta; Diptera; Drosophilidae
Product: translation initiation factor IF-2
Exons: 3
Coding region: 137-886 (249 amino acids)
Source: RefSeq, a predicted model, not a curated record
ACGAUCGUUUGAAAAUAUUUUUGUUUUCGGCGCAGCGUUUCAGUUGGAGCUUUGGCAUCUCGCGGCAAACAGCCCUAUUUAGCGGGUGGAAUAUACAUAUUUUUAUACAAAAGGAAAUUUUUAAGGCUUUUCAAAGAUGGUCAACGAGUUGAACAGACCCCAGGCGGGGGACAAUGCCGCCCUAAGCGAGCGUCUGGCAGCCUCCAAUCGGCAGCUUCAGGAAAUGCAGGAGGAGCACAGGCAACUGCUGCUGGAGAUGGAGACCCUCCGAACCCGCGCAGCCGAGUUAACCCGCCUGAAUGCGCAGCGUCAACAAGUCCGGGAGGCAGCUGGUGAGGCCGUCCCGCUCCAGGAACCAGCAGCCGCACAAGAGGAAGCCCCAACUCAGGCAGAUGCAACUCAUUCACCUCCCGCUGAUCCAGUUGUAUCAGAAAGCCCAGAACCAAAGCAAGAGGAGACCUCCGCCAGCGACGAGGACAAGGAGGAGACGGCCAGUUACCUACAGCAGAAGCUGAACGAGAUUGCUAAUCUGAAGUCGCAGUUUAAGCGCGUCCAGCACAUGGUGGACACAACCAAGUUGAUUGAGCAGCAUAUUUCCACCAGGGAGAUCUCGCAAAGCUCUUCUUCCAGCCAUAGUAGUCGCCAGACCACGACCUCGGAGGUUCGAGUGCCUGUCCAGGCGCAGGAGUCUGCUCCCAGUGAAAGCCAAAGUCCCAAUGCCUCCGGUAGUGCGGCUCCUGACAACGCUGAGUUACUUAACGCCAUGCUGAACAUGUUCACCGACUUCACUAGCGAUCUCAGAGGUCAAGCGGAGAGCCUCCGGGCUGAGAGGGAUCGCAUAAGGACGCUCAAGGAGGAAAUAAUACAGCGGAAACAGGGAAAAUAAGAACCAUUUUCGAAAUGUUUUCAACAUAAACAGAAAGUGCCCUUUGUAUAUCGUAGAAGAAAUAUAUAUAAAAAAAUUUGGAA